AUGGACCAGUCAAGGUCGACGAUAUCUAAAAUUGUAAGUACUAUGCCUACUUUUUAAAGAAAUGACCCUAGCAUUUAUUAAACAAUUAUGUCUGAAAAUUGCCACAAAGCAAAAGCAUUCCUCAUUGAAUGUCUUUUAAAUGGUUGUUUUUAGUUUUAGUAUAGUAUAUUAGUAUAAUUUGACAUACUGCAGGUAUAUUUGGUACUGUACUAUACAUGGGUGGAAAUUGACUUUAAAAAAAAAACCUGGCUAUUCUCUCUGUGUCCCCACACAGUUCAAUGGGGAGCCACGGUCGUACACACGCUUCAACCUGACCCAGAACAUGGAAGGCGAGAAUAGCCAGGUGGAGAUGACGCUGUCGUCCGACAUGGACGAGGAGAUGGGAGGUAACGGCGUGGGAGAGCACCUCAGCAAUGCCCGGGACCCCUACGUGGUACGCAAGGCCGCCUGGCGCACGCCCAAGAACAUCUGCUUCAUGGUGGCCGUUACACUCCUCAUCUUCAUCAUCGGUAAGAAUAGACAUUUAAAAGGACCAUUGACUACACAGACUAUUUACAUUGACCCCCUUUUAUUACUUGUUUCUUUAUUUGAAUUGUGUUGCGUGACUCCCUUGCACUGACUCUAUGCACACUCACUGGACUCUUCCCACACACUCACACAUACUACACUGACACUCCAACACAUACACACUACGUACGCUCACACACAUAGACACAUUCUUCACAGCUGCUACUUUGUUUAUUAUAUAUCCUGAUUGCCUAGUCACUUUCACCCCUACCCGCAUGUACAUACUGUAUUACCUCAAUUACCUCGUACCCCUGCACAUUAAUUCGGUACUGGUACUCCUUGUAUAUAGCCUCGUUAAUGUUUUAUUGCGUUACGAUUUUCUUUUUUUAUUUAGCAUAUAUUUGUCUUACUUUUUAAACUCUGCAUUGUUGGGAAUGGGCUCGUCUACACCUGGUUGUAUUUGGCGCAUGUGACCAAUAACAUUUUAUUUGAAUUGCAUUCUGGUGCCUCAGUCACUAUUAGUCACGUACGGUUUGAUUAUUGGUCAUAUACUGUAAAAGUCACAUGCUCAGCAUUAAAUUCGGAUAAAUUCAUGGGCCAAGAGAAACUAAUCCGUGUUUAGGUUGUCUUUUAAACAGCCGCAAAGAACUUCAGCUAACUUGAGCCACAGCUAGCUAAUAAUCAAUGGAAGUGAUAGGGGCAACCUGCACUGUCGUAUGAUUUAUGGAUUUUCCCAGACACCGAUUUAAGUAUAGUCAUGGACUAAAAAACAUUCUCUAUUGAAAGCUGUUUUUGUCUGGGACUUAACUUAAUCUGUGUCUGGGAAUCCAGCCUGAAGAGUUUAGCCUUUGUUUAGUUUCUGGCAGGGAUGGUGUUGUAUAGCUGCUGCUGACUGUGGUUUUGGGAGUAAUUGUGUCUUUAACUCAUUCAUUUGUCUCUCUUUCUGUUUCUCUCCCUCUCUUUUUCUCUUGGUUUCUGGCGCUCUCAGGCUAUCUGAUUGGCUACCUGGCCCACCGGAGGAAAGAGCUGGCUCCCAGCUGCUCUGUAUCCACCCUCCCUUCCAUUACCCAGGAUUCGUUUGAGACUGAAGAGACCCCUCUCAUGGAUUGGAACGACGUAAAAGGUCUGCUGCGUCAGAAGCUGAGCACCUCCAGCUUCGAGAUUGCGUUCAGGUGACUGCGCUAGCCUUGCCCAGUUGAGCUUGUCUGCUCUCAUGUGUUUCAACUUUAUAUUGAAAAUGAAUGUAAUACUACUAGCAAUUUUACUAUGUUGUGAAAUAGUAUGGCAGAUGCGUAUGAAACCUCACUAAAUGUCUACAUAUAAACAUGUUUGGUACAUCAACGUUGGGAUAAAGGUUUAAAAAGUAUAUUUAGCUUACCGACUGCUACUUUCUUCCUUCCACUAUCCUUCUGUCUCUCUUCAUAACCCUUUCUCUGUAUUUCUCUCUCUCAGCGAGUUUGCUAGUGAAAGCCACCAGGCAGGCUCCUCUGGAGACGAGAUGCUGGGCAACAAGGUGCUGCUGAGGUUCAAAGAUUAUGGCAUGCACACGUGGCACGACGAGCACUACGUCAAGCUCACGGAUCCCCCCGCCUCCGGCUCCAACAGGGUCACCUUCAACGGGUCCGACCUCGGAACACUGGGGGGCUAUCUGGCCUACAGCAAAACUGGAAUCGCACAGGUAAUCAUUAAAUAAUGUUUUCCCUUUUAGUUUUCUACAUUGAAACAAACUAAUUAGGAGCAUUGCAGUUGAUUACGAGUAUGACAAUAGCGCUGAUACUCUAGCUGUAAUAAAAGGCAUUUACUGUAACCUUUAUAUACUGUAAAACACUACAUAGCAGUUAUGAUGCAUUAGUAGCGAAUUAGUCAUUGUUUAUUUUCAAGCACUUGGCACAAUUAAAAUCCACUUUGCAUACACAUUUUUAAUUCUUCCAUAAUAGUCCCUCCAUAAUUAUGAAUGAAUUGUUGCUGAAUAUUUGAAGCUCAGGACAGGUUUCAACUUUAUUUUGGUUUCAAAGGGCGCAGUCCUUCACGGCUACUACGGCCAAAUGGACGACCUGAGGAAACUGCAGGAUAAGAACAUUACCUUGGAUGGGAGGGUCCUUCUGGUCAGAACUGGCAAAAUAAGUUUUGCUGAGAAGGUGAGGGAAUUGAAAAUGGCGUACUUCAUAAAGAUAUUUCAUAAGCUUUCAAAAUCUUGUUUCAUAAGCAUAUAUUUUAAUCAUUUCCAGGUCAUUGAUCUCACUUUAUUUGGAGGUUUUAGGAUAAGUAUGAUUAGUUUGGAUUGGCAAAUCUAGUCAAGCCUAUAUUGAUUUGAUGUAAUAACACAAGGUCAUCACUAUGUGUAAAAGUGUCCUGUUCCCAUGCUUUUCUUCCCAUUUUAAUAUCUCCUUCUUUUCUUGAUUUCAUAGGUGGCUAACGCAGCCAAGCUGAAUGCCUCUGCGGUUCUCAUCUACCCAGACCCUGAUGUCUACAGAGGGAUCGGGGGGUCCACUCAGCUCUUUGGCCAUGUGAGUGUGGUGGCCAUUUUCUUUAUGAAUUUGCAUGUAGGCAGACUUAUUUGCAUAUGGUUUGCAUUCCCAGCCAUAACUGAAGUCGAGAGCACGCACAAAGUUACUGUUGGGUAUAACAGCAAUAGCUAUUCUUUGAGACAGUUAUUGAACAGUAGUGUAUUGUGUACAAUUAUCUUUCUCUAGUGUUGCUUCAUCUAUUUGUUAAUCUUAUUCAGCUCCACUUUACACUCUGAAACCCUCACUAUAUUCUAGCCCAAGGGGGUGCACAUUCUUGUUCUAGCCCUGCAUCAACACACCUGAUUUAACUAAUCACGGGCUUGGCAAUUAGUUGAAUUGUCUGUUAGUUCAGGGCUAGAACAAACACAAAAGGUCAGGGUUCACCCUGUCGUUUGUCUCCGUCUCUCCGUAUCCAGGUCCAUCUUGGCUCAGGCGACCCUUACACCCCCGGGUUCCCCUCCUUCAACCACACCCAGUUUCCCCCCGUCCAGUCCUCAGGCCUCCCCAACAUUCAGGCCCAGACCAUCACCGCCGACAUGGCCGCCACUAUCAUGAGGUAGGUUUCCAUCAACUGAACCAAGCUCUGCGUGUAGUAGAAGUUGGGCCUUAGACACAGAUCUAGGAUCUGCAUACCAUUCCUAACCAUUUAAGGGUUAAAAUGUGAAAACUGACCUUAGAUCAGUGCCUAACAUUUUUCCACAAAAUCUUUGUCUCAACUUUGUCUCGAAACUCAGCGGGAUGGGAGGGAAAAGCGCCCCUUGGGCAGGUGUAGGCAAACUGGGAGACUAUGACGAUAUGGCCACGGUGGAGGUCAACAACGUCCUGGCUGAGAAGAAAAUCCACAAUGUGUUUGGCGUCAUUAAAGGCUUUGUGGACCCAGGUAUGGUUGACCUAUGACCCUGUGGGGGAAAACAAGUCCCCAGUAUUUUAUAGUAUAGUUCUUUAGUAAUUGGUGGCAUGGUUGGGGUCAGUUCCAUUUCAAAUGCGGUCAAGUCGGUAGAUAGUAUUGGAAUUCAGUGUGUGAAUUGAAAUAGUCCUAAUCAGAAACAGUGGACUAUAUUUCAUGAAUGGAAUUUCUAUUCAUUUCCCCCACAUUAAGGUAAAUAAAAUGGGAUUGACCCUAACUUUAGAGGCUAACUGCUAUUGUUUAGCGUCACAAAGCCCAUUGGCAAAUACUAUAAUAAUAUCAAAUGUCCUAAUCAUUUACACCCUUUACAUGUGCUGUGUCUCUGCCUUCUUUGCUGUAGAUCGUUAUGUGGUUAUCGGCGCCCAGAGGGAUGCAUGGGGCCCAGGCUUCGCCAGCUCCACUGUGGGCACCAGUGUGUUGGUGGAGGUGGCCCGCGCAAUCUCAGACAUGGUGAAAAAUGGUGGGUGAUGAUGCCAGGCCGAACCAUAGAAACCCCAUAGAAUAGACAUAAUGGAUACGGGUCCCUCAUGGCUCUAGUCGGCAGCCAUUUAGUAGCAUUUUGCGACCCUUUGACUUUGCUGUGCUAGUAAAAAAUGUAAUUGGUUGCACCGGUGCGAGCUGCAGAUUCUACCUGGUCACCUCAAUCAAAACGUCAUAUUUUUUGGGUGGAUAAAACCAUGAUUUGGUCAAACAGUAAAGUGCAUUAAAGCCACUCACUCAAUACUUAUUAUUGAGCUCAAAUCACACUGUUUUACAAUCAAAAUAUCUGAUAUGGCUUUGAAAUAUGGAGCGCGUGAAAUACACAUCAGUGUAUAAGGCCAUCAGUGUACUUCUUCUCAUUGGGUAGUAUUGAACAUGGUAGGAAAUCAACUAAAUCUAUUGAGCUCAUUAGACAAUUAAUUUGCCCAACUUUAUAAAAAGAUAUGAUUUGUAUUUCCUGCAACCUUUUGAAGAGGCAUCAACAUGGAAUGCCCCUGUCUCUGUGUGUGUACGGUACACGUGUUUGUCUACCGCUGUAGCUGUUAGCGCUGCUAUCAGUCUUCUGGAAUUUGGGGGAAAAACUAAAUGGAAUUUGGCAACAAAAAAAUUGAUUUUGUGGAGCCCUAGAAUUUCCACUUCCUCAGGUGGGGAAUUAGCACCAAUUUUGAAUUAGGCCUGUGUAAGAUUAGUGGACCUAAAGGUGAAGGCUAAUUCAUCUCUAUUGAAUAAAAAAAAGUCUGGAGCCCUAUUUUGACAGUGAAAUAUAACAAUGGCCUAAUUGUCAUGAAUUUUGGGUGGACAAUCACUGGAUUAGGUUGCAUAUCAAAAUAUCUUGAAUUAUGCGUUCCUGCUUGGACAUGUUAGAUGAAACAACUUAUUUAUUGAAUACCAUCUCAGUAGUCUAUUACACUUCUUAAUGAGUUAGGUCUUUAUAAUUACUUUAUAAGAUUAUUAAAACGUAUAUUGUGUGAUGUUGCGAUUUUAUUAGUUAGUCUGGAUCCCCGGUCUCUAAUCUACUGGUACUACCUUGGGCUUUCAUUCAAUUAUCUGAAAUGUGUUUAUGUAGUGUCUGGGGUUAAUUCUAAUGUAUUCCAUAAAUCUCAAGGAGCGUGUUUGUCAUUUGCAGUCAAUAAAGACUCAUUUUAGGUGACCGUGGGAUUUUGUUCACAUUAACUGAGCACAUUACAGGAGAAGUCUAAAGAUUUAAAAAAUGGCCUAUAGAUCACUUUUAUCUGCCAAGUACAUUUACAUGUACCAGGAAUUUGACCUGGUGUAGUGGUGCUGACAUUGUCUUACAAUUAACAAUACACAGAUAGAAUAUAGACAGAAGAUUGUCCACAUACUCUGCAUACGGUAUAUACAGUACAGAUAUAGUAAUACAAAAAAGGAACGGUUACACAUUAUAAAUAACAUAUCCCCAUAGCCUGUAAGGAGGCAACCAACUGUGAAUGAUGAUAAAAUGAUGUUUGUCCUAUGAUUGCUGUCUGUUUUCUUCUGACAGAUGGCUUCAAGCCCAGGAGGAGUAUCGUGUUUGCCAGCUGGAGUGCUGGAGAGUAUGGGAGUGUUGGCGCCACCGAGUGGUUGGAAGUAAGAACAGCACACUUGAUAUCAAUGCAAACCUUUUGUACUUGGAUAUGCUGAUAUGUCUCAACUCGUUUCUGUUUUCAGGGUUAUUUGUCUUCUCUGAACAUGAAAGCCUUCUCUUACAUCAACCUGGAUGGAGUUGUAAAGGGUGAGUACGGUGUAUUAUCUUUCUAUAUACAGAAUGCAUUGUUUGGUUUGUGGUAAUGACAUUUUACAGUUGCAAAGAAAUUAAGCAGACGCUCUUAUCCAGAGCGACUUACAAAUUGGUGCAUUCACCUUAUAGCCAGUGGGAUAACCACUUUACAAAAUGUUUAUUUAAUUUUUUUACAUGAGAACUAUAAGGUGAAAUUGUAACAUUUUCCUCUCCCAGGUUUCCAAACAUUCAAUGCCUCGGCCAGCCCUGUGAUGUACACCCUCAUCCAGAGCACGCUAAAGGAGGUGUGGCAGCGGAUCAUCUCGUUUGACUUGACAGAAUUUCCCUUAUUUUUCAUUAUGAAGGUGUGUAAUUGAGAUGUGUUGAAACUGGGUUGUUCUUCUCCUCAGGUCAACACUGAUUCCAAAAUGGAACUCUGCGAUUCAAUCACCGGUGCCAAUUGGACGGAAGCACUGUAAGUGAGACAGGACUUAGUGGUAUUUUAGAAGAUUGCAACAGUGUGGCUUGAUGGGCCAAGUACAUUUAUUUAUUUGAGUGCAGCUCCCAAAUAAAGUUAAUUGAAUUGCUUGUAGAAUUAAUGGACAUUUCACCAUCUUUUCUUGUGUAGUCAUGUUUUAUUUUGUUGUAUUUUGCAGCCUGGAGCCUCUGAGGCUAAACGAUCCCGCCUACCCCUUCGUCACCUUCUCCGGCAUCCCAGCUGUAUCAUUCAGCUUCACCACAGCGGUCAGUUUGUGAAAAGCGCCUUACAAUGCCUAAUGGUGUCAGCAGUACAACACCAUACGCAUAUAAAUAGACUCAAAUAACUGUUAUCGCUAAGACGAUACCAACACACUAUAUCCCAACAUGUUAUUGCUACCUAAUUGUUAUUUUAUGAACCCAGUUUUCCCCAUAUUUUGAAAGUAUGGCCAGUUACAAAUAGUUUAGCCUUCUUUGUGUGUGUGCACUGAGUGUACAAAACAUUAAGAACACCUGCUCUUUCCAUGACGUAGCUUUCACCUAGUUAGUCUAUGAUAUUUUAUUGGUCACUUGUUAAAUCCACUUCAAUCAGUGUAGAUUAAGGGAAGGAGACAGGUUAAAUACGUUUUUAAGACUUGCGAUAUGGAUUGUGUAUGUGUGCAAUUCAGAGGGUGAAUGGGCAAGACAAAAUAUUUUGGUGCCUUUGAACGGGUUAUGGUAGUAGGUGCCAGGCGCACCAGUUUGUGUCAUGCUGGGGUUUUUCAAGCGCAACAGUUUACCAUGUGUAUCAAGAAUUGUGCAUUAUGCUGAAACAUGAGAUGAUGGCGGCAGAUGAAUGGCACUACAAUGGGCUUUCGUAUCUCGUCACGGUAUCUCUGUACAUUAAAAUUGUCAUCGAUAAGAUGCAAUUGUGUUCGUUGUUCAUAGCCACCAUGGAGCACUCUGUUCACAGCGUUUACAUCCGCAAACCGCUUGCCCACACGACCCCAUCUGCCAUCUUCCCGGUACAGUUGAAACUGGGAUUCAUCUUUGAAGCGCACACUUCUAGUGGCCAUCGAAGGUGAGCAUUUGUCCACUGAAGUCGGUUACGACGCUGAACUGCAGUCAGGUCAACAUCCUGGUGAGGACGAUGAGCACGCAGAUGAGCUUCCCUGAGACUGUUUCUGACGACAUUUUGUGAAGAAAUCCUUCGGUUGUGCAAACCCACAGUUUCAUCAGCUGUCCGGGUGGCUGGUCUCAGACAAUCCCACAGGUGAAGAAGCCGGAUGUGGAGGUCCUGGAGUAGCGUGAUUACACGUGGUCUGCAGCUGUGAGGCCUGUUGGAUGUAUUGGCAAAUUCUCUAAAACAAUGUUGGAGGUGGCUUAUGGUAGAGAAAUUAACAUUCAAUUCUCUGGCAACAGCUCUGGUGGACAUUCCUGCAGUCAGUAUGCCAAUUGCAAGCUUCUUCAAAACUUGAGACAUCUGUGGCAUUGUGUUGUGACAAAACUGAACAUUUUAGAGCUGCCUUUUAUUGUCCCCAGCACAAGGUGCACCUGUGUAAUGAUCAUGCUGUUUAGUCAGCGUCUUGAUAUGCCACACUUUUUGUGUUUGUGACAUUUAGCAGACGCUUUUAUCCAAAGCCACUUAGAGUCAUGUAUGCAUACAUUAUUAAGUAUGGCAUUCUUUACCAUAACCCUUAAUCUUAUCCACUGUGUGUCUCAGGGCAAGGAAUACCCAUACAUCGGGACACUGCAGGAUACACGCGAAAAUCUGUACAAUGCCACGUGCAACCAGCUGGCCAAGCUGGCGGUGUCUGCAGGGCAGAUCGCUGGGCAAAUGGCCCUGCGGCUGGUCCACGACCACCUGCUGCGCCUGGACGUGACGAUGUACCACCGUCAGCUCCAAAACCACGUGGUCAACAUUAACCGCAAGGUCAAAACCGUGAUGAGUGUAAGUCGAGGCCUAAACACUUAAUUUCAGCACAGAACACAGUCCAGGGUGGCAUGGAUGGUGGGAAAGGACAUGUUCACUGUCUGGUAGCUAGAUGUUAGGAAACUGUCCAGGUAUAGAAAUGUGAACUUGGUAUGGGAUAAAGUUUUGGUGAAGCCAUUGGAGAAUUAAAAAUAAAAUAAUGUUUAGUCUGCCUGCCUGUGAUUUUGUUUUAUUCUGUAUUGUUUAUUUUCUUUACCUUUUUUUGUUUUGUCAGCAUUUCUGUUGACGCCUCGGCUCAAUUAUUUUGAUCUUGAUUGUUGUUGACCCCAGUUGAGGCCCGAGUUGUUGCCCAAGGCCCUGACUGUCCAGUGGCUGAUGUCCGCGUCUGGCUCCUACGGCCGAGCCUCCAACAGUCUGACCUCUGACAUCCAGAACAGCGACCUGAAGGACGAGGCGAUGUGCCGCAGCAUCAACGACCGCAUCAUGAGGGUGAAUGCCUGUCCUCUCAUUCCUCUAAAACCUCAAGCGUUGUCUGGUCCUUUUGAGGAUCGCUUUUGUUGGAAUUCGACCAUGUAAAGUCACAUGAUUUUGUGGAAGGCAAACUUUGCUGGGCUGCAGUGGCUGCAGGCCAAAUGUAUGAAUUUCAAGUAAUUAUGAAACCAAUAGGGAGAUAGGCCACUUAAUUUGAGAAUUACCAAAAUCCUACAUUGCAGCCCGACAGUGCCUGUGCACAUGGUUCAUCGUGUAACCUUGGGUGGAGGACGAUACUGAAACAUUUACUUACUUGUUUUCUCUACCUCACUUCCUCCUUUAGGUGGAGAGGGACUUCCUGUCCCCAUACGUGUCUCCCAGGGAGACCCCGUUCCGCCACAUCCUGGUGGGCUCGGGCUCCCACACCCUGAAGGCUCUGGCGGACCACCUGGACGCCCUGCUGAGCAACCACUCAGAAGCCGACGCGGAUCUGUUCCGGAAUCAGUUUGCCUUGGCAACCUGGACCAUCCAGGGCUGUGCCAACUCACUGGCGGGGAACAUCUGGGCAAUUGAUAACGAGAUCUAA
Molecule: messenger RNA, 9564 nt
Organism: Coregonus sp. 'balchen'
Lineage: Eukaryota; Metazoa; Chordata; Actinopteri; Salmoniformes; Salmonidae
Source: the annotation of a GenBank genome assembly